AUGACUUGUAGUCCACGCUCCCGCGGUUCUGCCCCAUCUUUUUUCUUUCCCGUUUUUCAACGCUACCUACCCCAUUCCGCUCCGCAGCAACGCAGGUUCCCCUUUUCCACGGUUUCCACUUUAGAGUACGACCGACUCGCUGCCCGCGGGGAUUCCAUCAAAUCCGCGGUGGAUCAUUUCAUCUCGCAUCUCGACAAUUCCCGCGGAAUCACCCGGGAGGGAAACUUCUCCGCGGCUUUUCCCGGUUCCGCGGCGAUUCUGCCGCGCCAUUCGCUUGCCGCGGGGAUUCUUCGUCUGCGUUACUCGAAGAAACUCCUGCACCGAAUCGACGCGUCGAUUCCCGCGGAACCGAGCAUGACGAGUUCGCAGUGGCACGCGCUUUGUGUUCCGAGUGUGUUCCAGGCGAGUUCGUACACGUCGGAAUAUGUGAGGAGAUUGGAGGGGAGUUUCGCGGGGCACCGCGUGCUGGGUCUGGCGCUGCGGCUGGGCGCGAAGGCGGCGGAGUGGACGGACGACGGAAUGUUCUCGGCGGCGUGGCGCGCGACGCGGAGACACUUCCGCGCGCUGCACGAGCAGAUCGUGGCGCAGAGAGCGGACCGCGUGUUCGUGGCGACGGACUCGGAGCUGGCGGAGAAGAUUCUGGGGAAACGACUGGGGAAACGGAUGAUUGUGGUGACGCAGCUGCGGAGUUCCCGCGGGGAGCAUUCGGAGGAGGCGGUGCUGAGGAGAGUGGUGGAGCUGGAGAUGCUGGGGAGAUGCGUGGCGCUGCUGGUGACGCCGCAUGACGAGUUUGGAAGAGUGGCGAUCGCGAUGAGCGGAGGCAAGGUGCCGGUGAGUUUGCUGGCUGUGUGAGGCGUUUGAUGGGCG
Molecule: messenger RNA, 867 nt
Organism: Blastocystis hominis
Lineage: Eukaryota; Bigyra; Opalinata; Blastocystidae
Exons: 1
Coding region: 1-852 (283 amino acids)
Source: RefSeq, a predicted model, not a curated record